Messenger RNA from Colletotrichum destructivum, 1572 nucleotides. RefSeq names its product Putative mannose-6-phosphate receptor binding domain superfamily, MRH domain-containing protein. Bases 312 to 1364 code for a protein of 350 amino acids. The transcript is spliced from 3 exons. The record is from RefSeq and is a predicted model, not a curated record. NCBI's taxonomy places the organism in Eukaryota, Fungi, Ascomycota, Sordariomycetes, Glomerellales, Glomerellaceae.
GCCUCCAAAAAGCACCAGCAGGAGCACCCAAGCCACAUGAACGACACGCCCGUGACCUCAACUACUUCAAUUGUCUGUUCAACUUCGAGGACCACACUCAUUACGUACUAAACUACACACACAUUUGUUCUUCACUCCCCCCCCACGGGUACCCAUACAACCUUAUUGCAGCUCACUAAAAACAGCUUUCGUCUUGGUUCACUUCCCCCCAACCCAACAGAUCGGUUCGUUCUACCUGCAGCCACGCCGUUUUCCCGACUUGCCGAACUCCAUCGAAGAAAGAUUUAGACAGCUGGCCCGAGUCUUCUGCAAUGCAUUUCCCUCGACUCCCGCGGACAGAGGCAGCGUUCUUGCUGGCGUUAUUGAUGUCCCCGCUGCCCGCUGCCUCGAUGCUGGAUUGCAAGCACAUUCUCGUGGACGAUGUCUCGUUUAACCUCGGUGAGCUGGCCGGGCCGCACAGCGUCGUGACCAGCAGAUGGCAUCCCCCCACCUACACGAACACGUCCUACACGGUCGACAUCUGCGCUCCUCUCAAGCGCAAGGGAGAUGUCAAGAGGGAGGAACAAUGCCCCAGCUUCACGAGAGUCUGUGCCAUCGAACGCAACAUCCACCCGGGCCAGGACAACAAGGACGAAGUCGAAAAGGUGAUACCGAUCGCUGGCGAGCUGGGCGACCACGGCGGAAGGGCUUUGGACGCCAAGCCCGAGCGACUCAAGUCGAGCGACUCCAACUCGGAUGCGAAGAAGGAGGGGGUUCGGCUCAUCCUCAACGGUGGCUCUUACCCUUUGGGAAAGAGCGGCAGAAAUCAAAAGGCCAUCAUCGAGUUCAUCUGCGACCGCGAGAAGUCUGGCCUCGAGGGUGAAGUUAAGCCUGAGGACCAGUACGACGGCAGCCAAUUCCGAGCACGCGAGGAUGAUAAGGACGGCAAAGACAGCAAGGACGGCGAAGACGACGGGCCCUCGCCCGAGGAGAAGCAGAUUCUGAAGCCUGACAGCGCCUUGAUCUGGAAUAGCUACGGCCCGAACGAGAAGAACGACAUGGACGUCCUGAGGUUGACUUGGCACACCAAGUGGGCAUGCGAAGAUGCAUUCGGCAAGCCGCCCAGCGAAGGCGGCAGCGGCGGUGACUCGAGCAGCCACUGGGGCUUCUUCACCUGGUUCAUUGUUCUGGCUUUUCUCGGCAUCGCGGCAUACCUCAUUUUCGGCUCCUGGCUGAACUAUAACCGCUACGGCGCUAGGGGCUGGGAUCUUCUGCCGCACGGUGACACGAUCCGCGAUAUCCCUUACUUGGUCAAGGACUGGACCCGCAGCGUGCUGAGCACUGUCAACGGCAGCGGGAGCCGUGGCGGUUACAGCGCAGUCUAGAAUGACGGGUUCUCUCGAGAGCGUUUGUAAGGGAGGAAGCAGUGUAUAUUUAUGGCUGUAAACUGGGUCGGUGACUACGGUUCUUGGUUGCAUGGUCUUGCGGCGGGCAUCGUUCCGCGAGUCGAGUUGCGACCUGGAGUUGGACUUGUUUUUUGGGUCCUUGGAGCUUGUCGCAUUAGCUUGUUCGUAUAGGAAAUACAGCGUUACG